Messenger RNA from Ahaetulla prasina, 1647 nucleotides. RefSeq names its product glycerophosphodiester phosphodiesterase domain containing 4 (gene GDPD4). The transcript has 13 exons. Lineage: Eukaryota; Metazoa; Chordata; Lepidosauria; Squamata; Colubridae. Gene Ontology annotation, molecular function: glycerophosphodiester phosphodiesterase activity. Gene Ontology annotation, cellular component: membrane. Bases 1 to 1647 code for a protein of 548 amino acids. The record is from RefSeq and is a predicted model, not a curated record. Gene Ontology annotation, biological process: lipid metabolic process.
AUGGACGACCUACCUGUGGAGAACCCUCCUAUCCGCGUCAAGAAAUCCACGUUGCGGCAAUUCAAAAAAGCGAAGAAACAUUUGGUCAAAAUCUGUAAAUACGAAACCUUCGUUUCUUGCCUGGUUGGCUUAUAUACCUGCCAGUGGCAAGACCAGAACCGCAAGAAGGUUAAACCAGGACUCUGGUGUUGCCAUAAGGGAGAAUGCAUGUAUUUUUCUCUCUUGGUUCUGGCGUUCAGCUUUUCCUUCGUCUUUCUAUAUAUGUGGGGAGAAGCCAGGAAUGACUACAACAGCUUUGAUUGGUACAGCUUCAUAAAUUUAGGCUACUGGUUUCACUGGUCGACUUUCCUGCUGUUUCUGGCGGUCUUCGUCUUCUCCUACCUUUUCUUCUUAAUCUUUAUAGCAGUUUUACUCCUGUUUGAAAGACAAGAGUUGGAACUGCACUGGUGCCAUAAGCGCUUGGCCCUUUUCACCCUCUUCCUUUCCUUCACCGGCUUAGCAGUUAUCACAAUGUUUUGGACCCGUCAGUGGCACACGUUCUACCUGUCGUUUCAGGUGACAGCUCCUUUCCUUCACGUGGUUGCCAUAUUCACCAUGGUCCUCUUGGCUUGGCCGGUGUCUCUGCAUUUCUUCCGGGUACGUGAUAAAGUCCUACAGGCGUUGAUUCUUACUCCUUACCUGGUUGUCCUUAUCUACCUUAUCUUCGUUCCCCUGGGCAUGUACUCCCCCUGCAUCCGAGAGAAGGGGACUCUCGGUCCGAAGCCAGCCCUGAUUGGUCACAGAGGAGCCCCUAUGCUGGCUCCUGAAAAUACCGAGAUGUCGUUUGCUAAAACCAUCGAUCAUGGCGCUAUCGGUCUGGAGACGGACGUCACCAUUAGCUACGACGGCGUGCCCUUCCUCAUGCACGACCACUCCUUAAAGAGGACCACCGACGUUGAGCAUCUCUUCCCUCAUUUGAGGGGCGAAGACCCAGCUUACUUCACCUGGGACCUCUUGGAGCAGCUGAACGCCGGGAAGUGGUUUCUGGAGAACAAACCCUUCUACCACAUGCCUCCCUCCUCGGCUGAAGACGAAGAACUGGCCAGGAACCAGACCAUUUUCAAACUGAGCGAAUUCCUGACCUUGGCGGACAAGGCCAACAAACUGGUCCUCUUCGACCUGUAUCGCCCUCCGAGGUUUCACCCCUACAGGAACAGCUGGAUCACCAGAACUUUGGAAGUGCUCCAGAAAGAAUCGAAGAUUAAACCCCAUUUGGUCCUCUGGUUGGACAAUCGGAAUCGGGGCUACGUUCAAUUUAAGGCUCCGGAAUUCCAACACAUUUCGUCCUCUGCCCAAACCAUUGAAUACCUCCAAAAGUGGAAGAUUGGAAAACUCAAUCUGGACUACCGAAAGUUGGCUACAAUCGAUAUUCGGAAAUAUGCAAAAGCCAACAUCACCACCAACCUCUGGGUGGUCAGCGAACCGUGGCUUUACUCCUUGGCCUGGUGUUACGGGGCAGAAUCGGUCACCACGGACGCCGUGCAGGUUCUGGGCAACGUCAGCCAACCGUUCUUCUUCUUGACGCCGCAGAAAUACAAAACCAUCUGGGUCACCACAGAUCUGCUGGCCCUGUUCUUCAUACCGCUCGUCUUUCUCGCCCACUGGUAA